Sphaerodactylus townsendi is the source of this 4413-nucleotide messenger RNA. It is a transcript of the gene ADAMTS4, whose product is annotated as ADAM metallopeptidase with thrombospondin type 1 motif 4. Bases 1 to 2256 code for a protein of 751 amino acids. Gene Ontology annotation, cellular component: extracellular matrix. NCBI's taxonomy places the organism in Eukaryota, Metazoa, Chordata, Lepidosauria, Squamata, Sphaerodactylidae. Gene Ontology annotation, molecular function: metalloendopeptidase activity. The record is from RefSeq and is a predicted model, not a curated record. Gene Ontology annotation, biological process: proteolysis; extracellular matrix organization. The transcript is spliced from 10 exons.
AUGACUCUGCAAGGCACAGAUUCUGGGAAGGAGGAAUGGCUGAAUGGGAAAGGGUAUCGAAUCCAGGAGAAGGUCCGUGGGUCCGUCGGAGCGUACCGUACAGCUCGCGAUCCGGUGCGCAUUUCUUCCCAGAAGCGCGCCAUGCGUCAGUUUUUUCUGGAACAUCGCAUUCCGCCUCUUCUCUACCAAAUCGUCCUCAGCAGCUUCCAGCUUCUAAUUGAAACCAACUUCACACUGCCACGCUCACUGGCUUUGGACCCGCCGUGGUUGCUGCCGGUGGCCACGGUUGUUGCUGCCUUCACAGAGAGAGCUGCCAGGCGCCGGCAGCAGCAACCGCAGGCGACAGACUCUCUUCAUAUCACCGUCUUCUAUCCCUCUUCUUCCCCACAGAGGUUUGCUUCCAUCACACACUACGUGGAGACGCUGGUGGUGGCCGACGAGGAGAUGGCGCGUUUCCACGGGGCGGGCCUGAAGCGCUACCUGCUCACCGUCAUGGGCGCCGCCGCCAAGUUCUUCCGCCACCCCAGCCUGAAGAACCCCGUCAAUCUGGUCGUGACCAGGCUGGUGGUGAUCGGGCAGGCCAAGGAUGGGCUGGAGGUGACCUCCAACGCUGCCGAGACGCUGAGGAACUUCUGCAAGUGGCAGAAGGGCCUCAACAGGCCCGACGACCAGGACCCUGAGCACUUUGACACGGCGAUCCUCUUCACCAGAGAGGACCUCUGCGGACGUGAUAGCUGCGGCACUCUGGGCAUGGCCGACGUUGGGACGGUAUGUGACCCGGGGCGCAGCUGUUCCAUCGUGGAGGACGACGGGCUCCAGUCUGCCUUCACUGCGGCGCAUGAACUUGGCCACGUCUUCAACAUGCUCCAUGACAACGACAAACACUGCAAAGACCUAAACAAGAGAACCAGCUCCAGCCACAUGAUGGCUUCUGUCAUGACCCCCGUGGACCCCGACGAGAUGUGGUCACCAUGCAGUGCCCGAUUCAUCACCGACUUCUUGGACAAUGGACACGGCCACUGUCUUCGAGACAAGCCACACGAACCCCUGCGCCUACCGGCAUCCUUUCCGGGCAGCGAGUACGACGCAGACCAGCAAUGCCAACUGAGCUUCGGGGCCGACUCGCGGCACUGCCCCAACCUGCAGCCGUCCUGUGCCUCACUGUGGUGCACGGGGCGGAUCAACGGGCAGUUCAUGUGCCAGACCAAAAACUUCCCCUGGGCGGACGGCACUCCUUGUGGCGAGGAGAAGAGCUGCAUGAAGGGUCAAUGCAUCAGCAAGACGGAGCUAAAGGCCUACAGCAUUCCCACCCACGGUGGCUGGGGGCCCUGGGGCUCAUGGGGAGAAUGCUCACGCACCUGCGGAGGAGGAGUACAAUAUUCCUCUCGGGAGUGUGACAAGCCGGUCCCACGCAACGGCGGGAGGUACUGCGAGGGAAAGCGCACGCAGUUCCGCUCCUGCAAUGUCCAAGAUUGCCCUGAAGGCAGCGCCUUGGUCUUCCGAGAACAGCAGUGUGCUGUUUACAACCACCGAGAGGACAUGUUCAAAGGCUAUCCUGCGCCCAUGGACUGGGUACCCCGCUACAGCGGCGUGGCUGAACGUGACCAAUGCAAACUCACCUGCCAGUCCUACGCCUUGGGCUACUACUAUGUCCUAGAACCGCGGGUGGCUGACGGAACGCCCUGCUCCCCCGAAUCCACUUCAGUCUGCGUUCAGGGACGCUGCGUACACGCGGGCUGUGAUCGCGUCAUCGGGUCGAAGAAGAAGUUUGACAAAUGCAUGGUGUGCGGAGGAGACAACUCGCAUUGUACCAAGACCUACGGCUCCUUCACAAAGCCUAGAUACGGUUACAAUGACGUGGUUACCAUCCCGGCGGGGGCCACCAACAUCCUGAUCCGCCAGAAUAGCGGCUCGGACUCUGCCAAUGAUGGAGUCUACUUAGCCCUACGCCGGCAGGACGGCUCGUACGUCCUCAACGGCAAGUAUAUCCUCGUGCCUUCUGAACAGGACAUUCACCUUCAGAAGGGAGUAACCCUUCGCUACAACGGGGCCACCAAAGCCACAGAGGUUAUCAUGGGCCGCGGGCCUCUGAAAGAGACUCUCGUUUUGCAAGCCUUGGUGGUGACAGAACAGAGGGCCCCCCGCCUCAAGUACACCUUCUUCGUCCCCAAACGCCCAAAGAAUUCAUUGAACCCGUGGCUGAAGCAGAAGGCCCGCAUCUUAGAGGUCCUGAGGAACCGCCGAGGCCGUAAAUAGAGCCGUGAGGUAAUUCUGGGCAGGCCUUGUGGGUUGUUCCUGGCCCUUCUAGACAACUAGGUGGUAAUUUUCGAAGGGAAGAAGGGCCCUGAGGAAGAUUGUAUGUUGCUGCCCUUCCAAAGAUGACAAACUGCGCCACAUCAGCACAAGGGAUCCCAACUAGUAUCAGUGGCCGGCCUUUGGUUUUGUUUUAUGCGGUUAACUAACAGGUACCACGUCGGUCCCUAUUUGGCAGCUGCCCUUCCGGAACUUUCCGCAGUUUGCCAGACUUUUGUUUCGGAGGCCCCACGUGGUUGCGCCCGGACGCUCGGCAACACAGGACGCAAACCACGCGAUCACAGGGGAAGCCACUCAGAGGCCUAAAGGGGACACUGCUCAACGUGGACAGUGUUGGUUUGCCAGGCCUGCCUGUUUCCUCCCUGGGGGAAUGAGAGGAUUGUGGGGGUGGAAGAAAGGGAGGAAAAGGAGGAGGAGAAGUCUCCCUUUCUCUCGUGCCUGGCUUGGCAAGAACGGUCAGCUUGUGGACACAGGAACGGAGCGAGGCCGAAGCGAGUGGGCACCACUGCUGGAAGAAACUUUUGAGACUUUCAAGAGCCUCGCUCCACGAUCGGUUGCGGCUGCGCCGUUGGCUCGAACUGAUCCCUGACCGCGCCUCUACUGUAUUUAUUAUCCAAUUUAUUUAUUGGCCACUCUGGAUAUGCAGAGCAUUAAUUUUAGCGAGGCUGGGCUUCUUUUCUUUCUUUCAAACACACAGGCAGCGACGUUCCUUCCCCCCUCACCACAUCUUGGCGAGUCCAGGCUGCCCAUUUUCCGGGACAGCCGGGAAAUGCACUGGAGAGAGUCUACCUCAGCCUCUGUGUGCCGCCGCCUCCCUCUUCACGAAGUAGCUCUUCCCUCAGGCCUUUAAGGACCGCGGCUUCCAGAACGGCCCAGCCAAGCCUCUCUGGCAUUUUGGCACUUGUGCAUUAUUUUUGCGGCUGUGCUGAGGCACCGAAGAAAUUACAGGCCUUGGCUUGAGCGUGGCCCGUUCGCAGGCCUCACCCUGCACAAAUUGACCUCUGAGUGAGGGAAGGGACUAGGUGUCUCUCUGCGGCCUGCGAUCCCAAACUGUGCGCUGAGGAAUUCCUCCUUUUUUGCUCAGAGAAUUUUAUUCUUGGGCUGGUUCCAAAUAAGUCAGGCAGAGUCAAAAACCCUAAUGUGACGGCUGGAAACUGCUCUCCACAGAGGGAGCGGGAGAGUAAACCUGAAAUUUGGAAGGAGAGGGCCAUUAAAUUAACCCCUUUGGGGCUGAAAAAGACAAUAAAAGGCGGGAGGAGGAGAGAGAGAGAGACGGGAGAGCUCUUUUCAGUUUACAGCUGUAAAAUAGGAGCGAAGUUUAGUCUGGGAGCAAUGGGAGAGGGCAGUGGGUCUACAGCUACCCCUGCCUCCGAGGAGAGAAAGCAUUUUGUAGUGUGAGGCAGACAUUUUGGGGCCUGGCGUUGGGUACUUUUGUUCUGGCCAUUAUGUUUUUGAAACCCACCAUCCUAUUGAGGACACAGGACAGCCAUGUGGUUUGCUCCUCCUCCUCUUUAAACUCACAACGACCCUGUGAAGUAGGGCAGGCUGGGAGCAACCACACCUUUGGUCACCAAAUCUGCAUCUUGGCUGAUGAGGGGAUUUGAAUGCCGACUAUUUCAGGGAGCCCUAAAAAGAGGCGAGCGCUGCUCACGUAUCCCUGACACUCCUGGAUCAAAUACCCUCCCACCCCAACCACGAUCCUUUGGGACCAGUCCCUCUUUGCCCCCGUCCUGUUACGCCGAGCGAAAUUCCAAGCAUUGCUUACAUUUCCUCUUCUGAGCAUUGGCACAUUGUACGUUCUACUCUCCAGGCUACUGAGUAGUCAGAGCAAAACACUGUCUGAGGGAGGGGAAAGGAACAGCGGUGCGGGGAAGGAAUGGAGCACGGUGCAACACCUGCUCCGGCUGCCCCCCCCACAACCCCCCUUGCUCCCUACUUCUUAGCUGGCAGGAGCCUGCUGCAGGUCGCCCUUUGGUCUGCCCCCACCAAGCUGCUCUUUCAUUCGGCGGAACCUCUGCUGGCCAAAAGAGCAGCCUGGCUAGACCACCACUGGGUGCCCCUCAGCUGCACCCCACCAGGUUGCUCCUUCAGCCGACAAGA